Molecule: messenger RNA, 1084 nt
Organism: Paralichthys olivaceus (Japanese flounder)
Lineage: Eukaryota; Metazoa; Chordata; Actinopteri; Pleuronectiformes; Paralichthyidae
Product: claudin-4-like
Biological process (GO): bicellular tight junction assembly; cell adhesion
Cellular component (GO): plasma membrane; bicellular tight junction
Molecular function (GO): structural molecule activity
Source: RefSeq, a predicted model, not a curated record
AGGAGUCAUUGUUCCUGAUCUUGAAGCCUUGCUUGAGGUAACAAAGCUUGUAUGUGUGGGAACAAUGAGCAGAGAAAAACAAGGGUUGUGGAUAUCAGGUAUCAGGCUUCUCCUUUUGUCUGGGAGCCCUGAAUCUCCACCCUUAAAGUUUGAACCGCAGCAGCUGCUACAUAUCUUCUCACAGUUGGACCUCAGUGCAUCCGAGCACAGCAAACACUUCCUCAAGCAGCGUUUUCAAGCGUAGAAGUUGGGUUGUGGCUCUGUGGUCAUAGCCAUGACUUCUCAAGGCCUCCAGGUGAUGGGUGUGCUUCUGGCCUUCAUCGGCUGGCUGGGUACCAUCAUCACGUGCGCUCUGCCCAUGUGGAGAGUCACUGCAUUCGUUGGCGCCAACAUCGUCACGGCUCAGGUGAUCUGGGAAGGCUUGUGGAUGAACUGCGUGGUGCAGAGCACGGGCCAGAUGCAGUGUAAGGUGUACGACUCCAUGCUGGCCCUGCCACGAGACCUGCAGGCUGCCAGGGCCAUGGUGGUCAUCUCUGUGAUCGUUGGCGUUUUCGGCGUCCUCAUGGCCGUGGCUGGAGGGAAGUGCACAAACUGCAUGGAGGACGAGGUGGCCAAAGCCAAAGCCUGCAUUCUGUCCGGUGUGGUCUUCAUCAUAGCCGCCUUCCUGAUCAUGAUCCCGGUGUCGUGGUCAGCUCAUGCAGUGAUCAGGGACUUUUACAACCCCUUGGUGAUCGCGGCUCAGAGGAGGGAGCUCGGAGCCGGCCUUUAUAUCGGCUGGGGCUCUGCUGGGCUGCUGCUGCUGGGUGGGGGGCUGCUGUGCAACAACUGCCCCCCAAAAGAUGGGAGACCCUACAUACCUGCCAAGUUCGCCCCCGCAAGAACCGUAGCUUCAAACGUGGACUAUGUGUGAGUGUUUCUGCUGCAGCGGCUGCAGAAGGAGUCAUACGUGUUUCUAACAAAUGUGUAUGUGCUGAAAAUGGUGUGCUUAUGGGAAGUGGGAAAAAGGAACAAAAUUACAUUUCACUGUGUUUAAUCUGUUAAUUAGUUAACAUAACACAACACACUAAACUUCAUGUAUUGUCAA